UUCAUUAUAUAUAUUAGCAUAAUUAUCCGUACAUAUUGGUCACUAGAAUUACCUCUUAUAAAACCAAACAAAUAACAUGUAAAUGAAAUUGGACCAUAAUGUGAUGUGUGCUCGUAAUUGCACUUUUUACGUUUAUAGAAUCCAAACUAUUAUUGUUUUUAAGUUGAGAUACUAAUUUUAAAGACUACGGAGAUAGUAAUUUAUACUAUAAAAAAUACACUAGUUUUACAGUACAAGCUUUAUAUAUAUAAUUACUUAAUAAUAUGAGAUUGUCGAGAUAAUGACUCAUUAAUUUGUUAGAAAUAUAUUGUUUAAUUAGAUAAUGAAUUAUAACUGAAUAAUAUGAGAUUGUCAAGAUAAUGAAUCAUAUUGUUUAAUAAUAAAAUGAAUAAUGGAUUAUAUAACUAUUCAUUAAAGAUAAUAUAUAUAUUAACCGUUUUAACUUUAAAUGUGAGAGUUCAAAUGCGAAAAAUCACUUUGAAAGUAAUUGUAUAGAUUUCAUAUUGGACAAAUAAAUAAUAUAUUUAAAAUUCAAGUAUAUAAACAAACAAUAAAUAAGUUCUCAAUUGUUUCAAUUAAUACUUAUCUAAUUACCUUAUAGUAUCAGUGCUAGUGAAUAUUUAAACUCAUGUGACAAUUUCUUAUAACAUGAUAAUAUUAUAUUCUGUUAUCUAAUAUCAAUAUUAUAUUUCAUAAGUCAUGAAACCAGCGAAAGUAAUAUCAUGAAAGUCAUCAUCAAGUCAACUACCACCGUGCAUUAUGGACGAAUGUGCAAUAUUCAAAACGUCGGACUACUCAAAUUUAUACAGCUCAAUUAAUUCGAAUAUAGUUUCCUAUAUAUAUAAAGUAACACAAAAGUUAAUCUGAGUAUUAGUCAAAAAGGAGAAAUUAUCUCUCGGCUUAGGUGGAACCCGUAUAUCUGAAUUAUAAUGAAUAAUAUUACAUAUACACGUCGAAGAUGUAAAAUGUAAAAAUGUGCUCACCUUCCAAUAAAAUUAUGUCUUUACCAAAUACAAUAUAAUAAAUUCAAAACUUUGACUAUUUGGCCUCUUUUCAUGGCACCACUCCACCCCCAUUCUUCCUUGAAGUAAAGUAAAAUUUCUACUUUUUUUAACUAAGAAAUGUCUGAGCCUUCAGUCCAAAUGAUCUCUUAGGUUCGAGACCAGCCGUUGGUAAUAUACUUUGAUAUAACGUAAAUCAUCUUUCCUAACAGAAAUCGAACUAAGGCACAAUAGAAUCAAGUCUAAGCAUUAAAUCAUUAGUUCAAACUUCAAUGCACCAAUGGUAAUUUUCUUUUCCUCAUUUUCACAUUUUGUUUCACAAAUCGUAUGCACAAACCUCACACACCUCACACGUAUACGCCAAUUUUGUUUCUUUUAUCAUAAAAAUGAUUUGAAGAUUUUACAAUGCAAAUCUUAAAUUCUGAGCCGAGGUUAAUCUUCGUUUCACCUUAUUUUUAUUUCUUUUUGCCGCGGUAUAAGCCAAAUAUUACUCCAUAUCAUAUCUUAUAAAUUGAAUAUAUAACUAUACUUUACUCUCUUAGAAACUCGACACAUGCUGUAUAUCAUUUCUUGGAGACUAAGAAAAUACAACCUUCAAGUUAAAUCAUAAAUCUCAUAUCUUUUUUUUCUCACAAUUUCUCUUAAUUAUACACUCUCUCUCUCCUUCUGUCUCUGUCUCUGUCUCCAUGAGCUCUCUUGCUUCUUCAUCAUAUAUUUCAUCUACAAGACAAUGAAGAAACACCCUAAACCGUGUAGUUUCCUUUUCCACAUCUCUAUACUCUCUGUGCUAUUCGUCUUUCUUCUUGUUUCUUGUGCAUAUACGACCUCGUACAAGCGUAAAGCCGGCACUGGUCUCGGCCAAAAGAGAAUUCUAGCAAGUAAUUUUGAUUUUACUCCAUUUUUCAAGAAGACAGAUCGUACUCAACGUCUGCGUAGAAGCUCGGCGGAAAAGAAAACUAAUUCUUGGUAUAAUGAUGAGGACCGGAUCGUACCUAGCGGUCCAAACCCUCUGCAUCACUAGCUAAAAAGGGUUUUAAGUUUGAUUUGUUUCAAUAGAUUUUGUUGUUUUUUUUGAAUAAUAUGUCUACAUGACCGUGGAUAAUGAAUCUAUGUUGUGAAGUGCAUUAGAUUGAUGUAACCAUUAUAUUUGUGCAUGUUUCUUCGUUUUCAGAAUGGGGCUCGUUAUCCUCUAUCAAUAGAUUUAGUUUUUUUUU
Molecule: messenger RNA, 2215 nt
Organism: Brassica napus (rape)
Lineage: Eukaryota; Viridiplantae; Streptophyta; Magnoliopsida; Brassicales; Brassicaceae
Product: CLAVATA3/ESR (CLE)-related protein 11-like
Exons: 1
Coding region: 1732-2022 (96 amino acids)
Source: RefSeq, a predicted model, not a curated record